UUGUGGCAGUAAUAAUGGCACGCCCGAGCAUCGCUGGUUUUAUCGCCCUCUACCUUUUUUCCUUCGGAAAUGUUCAGGGCAGAGCCGGUGUAGGAUCGGGCGAGCAAGAAUGGGAUUAUUCAACUGUGCGUCGGGGUGCUCACAUGUUCUGGUGGUUGUACUUCACCACGAACGAGGACGUCGCAAGCCACUACGAGAAGCCUCUGCUCAUUUGGCUCCAGGGUGGUCCAGGUGCCUCAUCCACUGGAUUCGGCAAUUUUGAGGAACUCGGGCCCUACGAUGUCAACAUGAAUCCACGAAAUUAUACUUGGGUAAAAGACUACAAUGUACUUUUCAUCGACAACCCCGUGGGCACUGGUUUCAGUUACGUCGAAAAUAAUGCUUAUGCCACAACAAACGCUCAGAUCGCCUCUGACUUAGUGGAAACGAUGAGACAGUUUUUUAAAAAAUUUCCGAAAUUCCGUAGCACUCCAACUUACAUUACUUGUGAGUCUUACGGAGGAAAAAUGUCUGCGGAAUUCGCUCUUGAAUGGUACAAGGCACAAACAUCGGGUACCAUUGACAGCAAGUUAAUGGGUGUCGGGCUUGGUGACAGUUGGAUUUCACCGAUUGACAGUGUUCUUACGUGGGCCCCAUUUCUUUUGAAAACAGGUAUGAUUGACACGGAGGGCUUCAAAAGAAUCCAAAAGUCAGCCAUGGACACGAAGGCGGCGGUGGAUGCUGGAAAAUGGUUGGCAGCUACGUCGCUAUGGUCUAGUACGGAAAAUGUUAUUUCAGCGGAAACCGGUGGCAUUGACUUUUACAAUAUUUUAACGAAGAAAAGAAGCUAUUACAAAAAAACAGCCCAAGAUCUCGCGAAAGCAGAAACUCGAGAUGGAGUUGAGGUUGAUGACGAUUUUGCCUUGAAUAAAUUAAUGAACGGUUUGGUAAAAAAUACUCUCAAGCUCAACGUAUCCUGGGGUGCACAGGGAAACAGAGUUUUCAGUUAUCUUUCUAAGGAUUUUAUGAAACCAGUCACUCACAUAGUUGACCGUUUACUAGAAGAAACCGAUCUCAAAGUAUGUGUUUACACUGGACAUUUGGAUUUGAUUGUUGACACACCAGGAACAUUACUGUGGGUUGAAAAACUAAAAUGGAACAACAUCGAUGAUUGGAAAAAAAGUAUAAGGUCACCAUUGACCGUUAACAAUAUUAUUGAGGGUUAUAUAAAAAAGUACAAUAACUUCAGCUUCAUCUGGGUCAGCCGAUCUGGACACAUGGUACCUUCCGAUAACCCUGCAGCCACUUCAGCUAUUCUUAAACAUUUGAUUGGCCAGUAAAAACAUAUGGAAAAAACAUAACAACGAUUACUACUUUUGUUAAAAAAAAAAAAAAUCAUUCUUUGAAGCUAAAAACAAUAUUGAGACAUGCCUAAAAUUAUUUGCUAAUUUUACAUUUGUUGAAAUAAAAUUUAUAAAAAUUCUCAAAAAAAAGUGUGUAAACAAUUGUU
Molecule: messenger RNA, 1489 nt
Organism: Copidosoma floridanum
Lineage: Eukaryota; Metazoa; Arthropoda; Insecta; Hymenoptera; Encyrtidae
Product: retinoid-inducible serine carboxypeptidase-like
Biological process (GO): proteolysis
Molecular function (GO): serine-type carboxypeptidase activity
Source: RefSeq, a predicted model, not a curated record